AUGAACCCAACUUUUACCGCUGUAGAUGAUGUUUUAUAUAAUAUAGAUAAGACUUCCAUUAUCAGAUUCCCAGCGAACAAAAGUACUACAUUUGCUAUUCCAGAGUCAGUAAAAGUCAUUGAAUAUUGCGGUUUCAUAAGCUGUUUGAUUGAAUCGAUUCAAUUUCCAUCAAACUUGAUGACCCUUGGUGGAUGGUCUUUUUCAAGGACUAAUCUAAGAUCAGUUACCAUUCCAGAUUCUGUCACACAAAUAUCUAGCGGUGUUUUUGCUCAUUGCAAAUUCCUGAAUGAACUUGUUUUUGGCAAAGGAAUGAUUUUUGUUCCAGGUUAUAUUGCCUAUAAAUCUUCUAUUCCUUCAGUAACUAUUCCGGAAGGAUAUGUAAAUAUUGGCGGAUAUGCUUUCGAUGAAUGCCCAAAUUGA
Messenger RNA from Trichomonas vaginalis G3, 420 nucleotides. Its product is annotated as ribonuclease inhibitor domain-containing protein. The record is from RefSeq and is a predicted model, not a curated record. Bases 1 to 420 code for a protein of 139 amino acids. Lineage: Eukaryota; Parabasalia; Trichomonadida; Trichomonadidae. The transcript has a single exon.